AUGCUCGGCGAGGAAUGCAACAUUGGCGGGCAGAAGAAGGUCGGGAGACCGAGGAAGUCAGACUCGGCUCCUGGCCAGCGCGCAGGCAAGGCGUCGAUUGAGGAACCCCGAGCGAAGCCAGUUCGCUCGCAGAAGAAACAGACGACCGCAAAGAAUCAGCAGAGCGACCCAAGCCCUUCAAGCGUGUCACCAGUCUCGGGCAUCUUCCCAAAGAUGAACGACCAACAUGGAAUUGAGAGCAUGAUGUUCUCAACAACAACUAUACCAACAACCACAACCUCUUCAGCGGCGCCGCCGGUUGUUGGAACCACCACAAACGUUGUCUUUGCCCUUGAGUCAUCGUGGCCCGCUGCUGGGACAGCUGAACAACAGACUUCAUCACCUCCUCCGACAAUACCGUGGAAUGUCUCGAGUUGCUUCAAGCAUAGCUCCGCCUUUGCCGACUACGACUGGAACAUAGACGAGAACGACGUAUUCAAGACGAAGUCAAGUCAGUCCGACCUCACUGUCAUAUGCUCAGACCCGGCAAGCCUGGUGAUCCCGGAGCUAGGUGCCCCCAUGGGCAGUAUCGAUCUGUCCGACGCCUUAUCCAAGCUGUCCAAGCUCAACAACGACUUACACAUCCGCAUGGCCGCCAUCGAAUCACAUCGGUCCGUCAUGACCCUGAACAGCAUCCUCUUCCGCGAGGGACCGCUAUUCAUCGACAACUCCACGCUCGGAGAGUUCACAAUGAGGUCAACACUGGAGCUCUUCCAGGUGCUGUCGCGGCUCCUCAACAACCGGCAGUGCCAUGCGCCACUCGACGGUGCGCACAAGCUCGAUAUCGUGAACCUGCCAGGGCUGGACGGCCAGUCUUCGUCGCCACAUCCCUACGGAGGUGGACACAAUGGCCACGGCCAAGGCCCAAGGCCCAACCUUGCCUCCCCUUUCCCAUCCGCCUCUCUGCAGCCGUUGCUGGCUCCUCUUGCCUUGACCAUCACGGCCGUCUUCGCCCAGCUCAUAUCCCUCUACGAGGUUGUCCUCAAGCACAUGAUCCUCUGGCUCGAGGACAUCGCCGCCGAACCCCUCAGGCCCAUCCCGGGACUCCGGAUCGGCGAGGCGUGGCCACAGGAUCUCUGCGCGCAGGGAAUCCGCUUUUCCAACGCCUCCCUCAACUUGCUGGAGAGAAUCGAGCAGAUCCUCGGCCUCACCGGGCGGCCCGAGUGGGGAGGGCCGGGCCUGCUGUCCAUCCAGCAGAUCGAUCUGCUCUGGAGCGUGCUGGACGGCGGCGAGGGCAUCGCUCCGGGCCACGGCUUCAUGCGGCCGGCGUAUGUGAAGAGGUCGCUCCGGAAGGCAUUAUCGGUCCUGAGUCGAGUCAUGUCCCGGCAGGUGGCUCCGUUGACUGGCUCGCUCCGGACUUCGGCACGCCCUGGGGAUGGGCAGAGCACCUCAGCAAGCCCUUAUGCAAAGAGACUUAAGGACAACCGCAUCGUCAACAUCUCGACAACACGGGCCUACGUGCACUGGGAUGACAGUUCGGAAAUAUGUGCGUACACUUGGACCCGUGGUCGCGGCGGCCGUUGUUGGGUCAGAGACGAGGGACUGGAGGACCGGGAAGAGGUCGACGGGAAGUAUUUGCUGUGUUACGACUAUGUCUGUCGAAAAUCCGGCAAAUGCGAAUUGGCUGCCAUUGAGGUGCGAUUUAACGAGGACAUCCAGGUUUUGGAGGGAUGGCGAGCGUUGGAAGCCGUAGGUUUGAGUGCGAUGAUUCAGUAA
This is a messenger RNA of Fusarium falciforme, 1755 nucleotides long. RefSeq lists its product as hypothetical. The transcript is spliced from 2 exons. Lineage: Eukaryota; Fungi; Ascomycota; Sordariomycetes; Hypocreales; Nectriaceae. The coding region runs from base 1 to 1755 and encodes 584 amino acids. The record is from RefSeq and is a predicted model, not a curated record.